Talpa occidentalis (Iberian mole) is the source of this 1988-nucleotide messenger RNA. RefSeq names its product peptidoglycan recognition protein 4 (gene PGLYRP4). Gene Ontology annotation, molecular function: zinc ion binding; N-acetylmuramoyl-L-alanine amidase activity. Lineage: Eukaryota; Metazoa; Chordata; Mammalia; Eulipotyphla; Talpidae. The record is from RefSeq and is a predicted model, not a curated record. Gene Ontology annotation, biological process: peptidoglycan catabolic process. The transcript has 8 exons. Bases 363 to 1379 code for a protein of 338 amino acids.
GGGCGGGUCCCUCUGUCAGGGAGUCUGCUCUCACCUGGUUUCUCUCAGAGCCUGGACAGAGGAGCUGGCUGCAGCCCGGGAGUCCUGCCCCCUGCUCAGUGUGUUGUAGGGACCCCAGGCUUUCCUCUUCCCUCCUGGGAGGCAGAGCUCAGCCCUCCCAUUUCUGGGGAGGGUGUGCCCUCUAGUGUGGGGGACAGUGCAUGCCCAGGAGGCUGCUGGAGGAGGAGGGUGGGGCAGAGGUCAAGACUGGAAACUGGCCAGUGAGGGUGAGCCCUCUGCGCCCUGAGCUGUGGGCUGGGACGGCACAGGACCCACAGGGUCACCAUCCCCACUCUCCAGUCGGUGUCUGAGACCACAAGAGGAUGCUGCGGUGGCUUCUUUUCUUCUCUGCUCUGGGUCUCAGAGCUUGGGAUGUCUCCACCAUGGUGUCACACAAGGAGUGGGGAGAUGAAGAUGUGGGCUGCAGCACCCAGCUGACCAGGCCAGUGAAUUUCCUUGUCACGCACCACAUCCCUGGGCUGGAGUGUCACCACCAGACCACGUGCAGCCAGAGGCUGCGGGAGCUGCGGGCCUACCAUGUGCACAACAACAGCUGGUGCGGCCUGGCCUACAACUUCCUGGUCGGGGACGAUGGCCGGGUGUAUGAAGGUGUGGGCUGGAACGUCCAGGGCAUGCACACCCAGGGCUACAACAACAUCUCCUUGGGGCUCGCCUUCUUCGGCACAAAGGAAGGCCACAGUCCCAGCCCUGCCGCCCUGUCAGCAAUGGAGGGUCUGAUUGUCCACGCGAUACUGAAGGGCCACCUGUCUCCCAUGUUUGUUCAGCCACUUCUUGUGAAAGGCGAGAAUUGCCUGGCCCCUAAGCAGAAGGAGAGUCCCAAGAAAGCAUGCCCCAUUGUCCUGAGGUCUGCUUGGAAGGCUAGAGAAACCCACUGCCCCAAGAUGAGCCUCCCAGCCAAGUACGUCAUCAUCAUCCAAACCGCAGGGAGAACCUGCCACAUGUCUGAUGAGUGCCGUCAGUUAGUCCAAGAUAUCCAGUCCCUCUUCAUGGACAAAUAUGAAGCCUGUGACACUAGGUAUAAUUUCCUUGUGGGCCAGGAUGGCGUCAUUUAUGAAGGAGUGGGCUGGAAUGUCCAAGGCUCCCACACCACUGGCUACAAUGACAUUGCCCUGGGCAUUGCCUUCAUGGGUACCUUCUCAGGUGCCUCACCCAAUGCUGCAGCCCUAGAGGCAGCCCAGGACCUGAUCCAAUGUGCUGUGAACAAGGGGUACCUGAUUCCCAACUACCUCCUGGUGGGGCAGAGUGAUGUGGCCAAUACCCUGUCUCCUGGGCAGGCCUUGUACGACAUCAUUAAAUCUUGGCCUCAUUUCAAACACUGAGGGAGCCCCUGGUCCUUCUGACACUGCUGCCCCCAAUCCCAAUUGGCUGCUGGGCCUUCCCAGACCUCACCUCCACUCUGACACAACAUCUCCUGUCCCCUUCCUGUCAGCCCCGCCCCGACCCUUUUCUCAGGCUGGUAUGCUCCUGUCCUGCUAGCGCCUCCCAGGACCCUCACACCCCAGAGCCCAGCGCUGCCAGCGCAGACGCCUCUGAGUCUGGCCCCAGUUGUCCCCUCUGCUCACCUUCCUCUCCCUGGGCACACGGCCCCUCAGUCAGGUGAGGGUUGGUUCCCACUGGACUUCUUGCCACUUUGGUGUGUGCCCCUGUGCCUAGAACGCAUGUCCUGCUGGGUGCCCCGCCACCUGCCCUCUCCCCUGGCCCCUGCCACUGUCCCCAGCCCCUCCUCUGUGCCCGCACACCCACGACCUUGUCUGUAUUUGAAAGGGGCCCUAAUUCAGGACCAUGACUGCUUGUCGACAUGUCUGUUCCUCCACUGGAUGGCGAAGUUGUCCAGUUUUGUUUCCCUGUGUCCUCAGUUCCUCAGCAAUGUCUGACAUCCAGUAGGUGCUACUGUCAUAACCAAUAUGGAAUAAACCAGUGAGUGAGUG